AUGGAGAUCUUAGCAAAGAUAUUAAUCUCCAACAAGAUUGGAAGACUAUUCCUUUUCUCUUCAUUUAUCAUUGUCGCCAUCAUCAUUUCCAUAUCUCCCUCUUCCUCUGCUACUUCCAGUGUUGUUAGUAAUCCUACAGGAACUACACAAGAAGAACAAGAAGCAAAAGCGCUUCUCAAAUGGAAGGACAGCCUUGAUAAUCCAACUGACAAUUCUCUUCUCUCCUCAUGGAAGUUUCUUCCUCCUCAAGGUUCCACUUCAUCGCUUACUAAUUCUUCCUCUGACCUCAAAGGUGGAGUCAGUAGCCACUGCAAGUGGGUUGGGAUCAUUUGUAACAAAUUUGGAAGUGUCACGGAGAUUAACCUUCCAAGUAGUAAUCUGAGAGGUACGCUUCGAAACUUCAUCUUUUCGUCUUUUCCCAACUUACAAAAAUUUGUGCUAUAUAACAAUUCACUUCAUGGAAGUAUACCUUCUCAUAUCAGUAACCUUUCUAGACUCACCUACCUUGACUUGGGUGGCAAUAAUUUCUCCGGAAAUAUUCCAUUCGAAAUAGGCCUUUUAACAAGCCUGCAGAUUCUAUUUGUGGAUGGAAAUCAUUUGAAUGGCUCUAUACCACAUGGAAUAGGCAUGCUGAGGUCUCUCAAGGAGUUUCGUGCUAAAAACAACAGUCUUUCAGGUUCAAUCCCUAACUUCAUUGGAAACCUCAGCAGCUUAACCUUUUUUGAACUUAGUGAAAACAAAUUUUCUGGUUCCAUCCCUCAAGAAUUGGGGAAGCUCAAGUUUCUCACUUACCUUUAUUUGUAUGGAAACAAUCUUACCGGCUCAAUACACCCAUCCACUAUUGGAAACCUGAGCAACUUAAUCACUCUAAAACUUGAUAGAAACAAAAUUUCUGGAUCCAUCCCGCAAGAAGUAGGACAGCUUAAAUCUCUCUCCAAUAUUGAUUUGUCUGUCAAUGAACUCACCGGCACAAUUCCUCAAUCUAUUGGAAACAUGAGCAACUUAACCUCUCUGGCCCUCGACGUCAACAAGCUUUCUGGGGUCAUUCCUUGCACUAUAGGAAACUUGACCAAGCUCAAAAGCUUGCGACUACCUGUUAAUCGAUUGUCUGGCCCCAUCCCUCCAGAAAUUGGAAAUCUUAGAUCCCUCAGAUAUUUAACCUUGUUUAUGAACAAGUUCACAGGUUCUGUUCCAAUAGAACUGAACAAUCUUAUAAAUUUGGAACUUUUCCUAUUGGGCGACAAUAGGUUGUCUGGUUACCUACCAGAAAAUAUUUGUCUCGGCGGGAAGCUUAAAGAGUUUUCUUGCAAUGCGAAUAAUUUCAAAGGUUCAGUUCCAAAAAGCUUGAAAAAUUGCACUACCUUGGUCAGACUUCAGCUUCAAGGAAAUCAACUUACAGGAAAUAUAUCACAAGCUUUUGGAAUAUACCCAAACUUGAAUUAUAGUGACUUGAGUAACAAUAACUUCUAUGGUGAACUUUCUGAAAAAUGGGGACAAUGUUGCAAUCUAACCAUGCUGAACAUCUCCAACAAUAAAAUUUCUGGUAAGCUGCCUACAGAACUUGGGAUAGCUACUCGAUUGCAGGUACUUGACCUCUCCUGCAAUCAUCUGGAAGAAAAUAUUCCAAAAGAAAUUGGGCAACUGAAAUUGUUGUUCAUCAUGAAAUUGAACAAUAAUAGUCUUUCAAGCAAAGUUCCAGAAGAGAUUGGAAUGUUGUCUCAACUCCAACAGCUUGAUCUUUCAGCAAACAAACUAAGUGGCUCCAUUCCCAUAGAGUUGGGGAAGUGUUCAAAUCUAAUGGGCUUGAACUUGAGUAGGAACAGAUUCGGCGGAAAUGUUCCCUCACAAAUUGGAAACUUACGCUUUCUCCAAAAUCUUGAGCUUAGCCAAAAUUUGCUUACAGGACAGUUGCCCUUAGAGCUAGGAUAUCUCCAAACCUUAGAAACACUUUACAUCUCCCACAACAACCUAUCCGGCCCCAUUCCAUCCACAUAUGAAAAGAUGUUGAGCUUGACGUACGUCGAUAUAUCUUUCAAUCAAUUGGAAGGUCCUCUUCCCAGGAGCAAAGCCUUUACUGAGGCAACUUUGCAAAAUAAUAAAGGCUUGUGUGGAAACAACACUAGCCUAAAGGCUUGCCCCAUGUACAAAAAGAAAAGUAGCAAUGAAGUUAUUGUUUUAAUUAUAGUCUCUAUCUCGGGCACUCUAUUUCUAUCAUUAAUCAUUAUUGGCAUGCUUUUUAUUCACCAAAAAAGUGAGAGGAUCACGGAUGAGCCUAGUGAAACGCAAAGUGAAACUUACUUUGUAAUAUGGAACCAUAAUGGAAAAAAAGUGCAUGAUGAAAUAGUUAAAGCAACAGAGAAUUUUAACUCCAAAUUUUGCAUUGGAGUUGGGGGAUAUGGGGGUGCCUACAGAGCAAUGCUAUCAACUGGUCAAGUUGUUGCUGUGAAGAAAUUCCAUGAGAAUAGGGAGAUGGCCAAUCAAGAAGCUUUCACAAGUGAAAUUAGUGCACUGACUAGAGCACGACACCGAAAUAUCAUUAAGCUCCAUGGAUUCUGUUCACAUGCAAGAUACUCAUUUUUGGUGUACGAGUUUAUGGAACAGGGAAGCUUAGCAAACAUACUAAGUGACAAAGUUAAGGCAACAGAGUUGGGAUGGAGAAAGCGAGUUAAUAUUGUGAAAGGUUUGGCCGAUGCCUUAUCCUACAUGCACCAUGAAUGCUCACCUGCUAUGGUUCAUAGAGACAUAUCGAGCAACAAUGUCUUAUUGGAUGCGGAAUAUGAAGCUCACAUAGCUGACUUUGGCACGGCUAGAAUUUUAGUGCCUGAAUCAUCAUCUAACUGGAAUUCAUUUGCAGGCACCUUUGGAUAUUCAGCUCCAGAGCUAGCUUACACAAUCCAAGCAAAUGAGAAGUGUGACGUGUAUAGCUUUGGAGUUGUAGCGUUGGAAGUGAUUAUGGGAAAACAUCCAGGGGAUCUCAUCUUAUCUCUGUCAACUUCAUUAUCAUCAUCAUUAUCAUCAUCAUCAUCAUCACCACCACCAUUACGUCAAAUUCUGCUUAUGGAUGUAUUGGACCAUCGCCUCUCACCUCCAAGAAAUGAAGUAGCAGACAAAGUUGCCUCUGUUGUGAGCCUAGCAUUUGCAUGCCUGCAACAAAGUCCACAGGCUAGGCCAUCAAUGAAGCAAGUAUCUCAGAAACUAUCAACAAUGGGAAGCUUAGCAAACAUUCUUAGCAUUGAAGUUAAGGCAACAGAGUUGGGAUGGAAAAAGCGAGUGCAUAGUGUGAAAGAGCUAGCUUACACAUUCCCAGCAAAUGAGAAGUGCUAUGCAUAUAGCUUUCGAGUUGUAGCAUUAGGAGUGAUGAUAGGAAAACAUCCAGGGGAUCUCAUCUUAUCUCUGCCAUCAUCAUCAUCAUCACCAUCACCACCAUCACCAGUUCAUCAAAUGCUGCACAUAGAUGCACUGGACAACAGCCCCUUACCUCCAAAAAAUGAACUAGCCGACAUAGUUGCCUACAUUUCGAAGCUAGCAUUUUGCUUGCCUGCAGCAAAGUCCAUAGGCUCGGCCAUCAGUUAA
Messenger RNA from Ziziphus jujuba (common jujube), 3573 nucleotides. RefSeq names its product MDIS1-interacting receptor like kinase 2-like. Gene Ontology annotation, molecular function: protein kinase activity; protein binding; ATP binding. The record is from RefSeq and is a predicted model, not a curated record. Gene Ontology annotation, biological process: protein phosphorylation. The transcript has 4 exons. Lineage: Eukaryota; Viridiplantae; Streptophyta; Magnoliopsida; Rosales; Rhamnaceae. Bases 1 to 3573 code for a protein of 1190 amino acids.